CUCUUUUCUUGCAGGUAUUAAACAGGCAAUCUUAAGUAUUACUGAGAAAAAACUUAUAAAUGCACAAAUCUUCCCAAAACAAAAAUAUCAUAAAGAAGUGUACCAAAUUAUCAAUUCUUUAUUGACCACCAAAGAGCUUGAAUAUAUAAAAUAUUUACAAUUUUUCAAUAAUGUUGAGGAAGCUGAUGAAGUAUUAGGAAAGAAUGGUUUUGCAUACUAUUUGAGAAAAAUAUUGUUAAAUUUCAGUCCAAAUCGAUAG
Funneliformis geosporum is the source of this 259-nucleotide messenger RNA. The record is from the annotation of a GenBank genome assembly. Lineage: Eukaryota; Fungi; Glomeromycota; Glomeromycetes; Glomerales; Glomeraceae.